GUUGCCCUAGUCCCUAGCGCCGCACACUCAUUCGCGGAGUGGCGUGAAUGGUUAGCAUUAUGUAGCGUGUUGUUGUGCUAGUUAUGACUUGAUUGAACAUCUUGCUUGAGGAGGCGCAGAAGUGGUUGGGAAGAAAUCCUUUCCGUGUUAACACUGUGUACUUCCGAACCGCUUCUGCGUUCCCCAUCCGCCGCUCUCCUUCGGAACUGUCAGCGCCGCCAGAAGCUGUGUUGGCAGCCCGAACCUCAACGCCGUCAACAUGCUGGAAAAGGAGAUGCUUAGACAGUUUCUCUCUAGAGACGGAACCAUCGGGCACGCACCAAGACCAAGUCAUUGUAGCGAAAGAGAUCACGAUGGCAUCGCAGCAGAGCCAGUACAUCAGGCAGCACCGGGUCUGGCUUGUGAGCCGGGACAAGCUGUAGAAGCAUCACCAAAGCCAACAUGUGGACUGAGCCAUGUCACAAGUAAAUCUGUUCAAGUGCAACUACUAACCCGACAUGAAGCAUCACAAGCAAACGAAGAGAAAAUUCUGUCAACAAGUGCAACACAAACAGAACCUCAAGUUGUUUCUUCAGGGUUGAGUCUGAGAAAAGCUGACGCUGUUUUGGAGGCCAUUGCGUCGCAGGACACGUCUGAUCUCGACUUGUCUGAUGAUGAGCUGACUGAAACAACACUACAAGAACCACUACCUGAUCUUUCAUCUUCAGACGACUCUGACGAAGAGUCUGACAGCAAGCCAGCUACAAGCGUGGGAAAAUUGCCACCGUGGAGGCAUGCUAAGUUUGUUUCUUCCCUCCCUGCUGCUCCACUUACCCCUGACACUAAUCCGGAUUCCCAUACAAACUGGACUGCUCCGGAUUAUUUCAAGCAGUAUUUUCCAGAGGAUAUCUACCGAACCUUUCAUGAAAUGACAGAGGCGGGAUACCACCAAAGAAAAGGUGCUUCGUUGAACACCAGCGCUGCUGAAAUGAAGCAUUUCAUUGGGGCAACAUUCCUAAUGAGUUGCCUGGGGUAUCCACAAAUCCACCUCUACUGGGCCAGGCAAACGCGAGUUGCCGCAAUUGCCGAUGUGAUCACUCGCGACCGCUUCUUCUUAUUGCGAAGAAACAUAAAAGUUGUCAACGACUUACACAUCAGCGAUGCGGAGAAGAAAGCCGACCGGCUAUGGAGGUUGAGACCGUUCAUAGAAAUGAUAAGGACGGCUUGCCUCCAGCUCCCGAGAAGCCCAUCGGCGAGCAUCGAUGAACGAAUAAUUCCAUUCACCGGCAGAACAACACUGAAGCAGUACGUUCCCGGUAAACCGCAUCCAACAGGGCUGAAGAAUUUUGUGCUCUCAAGCCCAAGCGGAAUGGUCCUGGACUUUGAAAUUUACCGGGGAAAGUCUGCGCUUGCCACCAACACAUCGGAACUGGGUGUGGGUGCCUGUGCCGUGCUUCGAUUGGCGAAAUCCAUGCCAAGAGGCAGUGCUUUGUAUUUUGAUCGAUUCUUUACAGCUGUACCACUGCUUCGGCACCUAUCAAGCCAAGGCCUGCGUGCUACUGGCAUAAUAAUGAAAAAUCGGGUGCCAAAAGACUGCAAGCUCUUGGACGACAAAGCAUUGGUGAAGAAAGGCCAGGGAUCUUUUUGCCAGACGGUCAAUGUGGCUGACGGCAUUUGCCUCGUCAAGUGGGUAGACAACAAGCCCAUCACAUAUGCAUCUUCUCAUAUUGGCAAGGACCCAGUAGGAGAAUGCAAGAGAUGGUGCAAGAAGGAGGGGGUCUACAAGGACGUGCCUCGCCCUGCCAUUGUAGAAGAGUACAACAAAAACAUGCGAGGGGCAGACCUCUGUGAUAGAAUGGUCAGCCUCUACCCAAGCAAGGCGAGGACAACACGCUGGACUGUACGUGCGCUUUCUUUCCUUGCCGAUGUGGCUGUAGUGAACGCAUGGCUACAGUACAAAGAUGACUGCGAACUCCUGCAAGUUCCAAGAAAGAACAUACUCAGCCAACUGGAUUUCAAGCUGCUACUGGCACAUCAUCUACUGAGAGCAGAAUCCAAAGUAGACGACGAUGACGAGCUGCCCGUAAAGCGCCCUGUGAACAAGCGAACACCACUGCCUCCUGUCCCUUUUCGUACAGCGGGAGCAAGACACAUGCCUGAGCUUUCGUCACAGAAGUCAGCAUCUAGGUGCCGUAACCCCGGGUGUACCGAACGCACGAAGUUCCGUUGCACUCACUGCGACGUUUUUCUUUGUAUCACUGCUUCACGAAACUGUUAUAAGCAGUUUCAUAAAUAGUAUGAAACUGCUUAACCCAUAUAUGCCCAAACUCUGAAAAAGUGACAAAACAAAUAUUUUUUUCAAAAAAAGUACUAUACUUCUAGCCUCAAAAGAAAGCACAGGUUCUUUAUUUACUGCCAGGUAAACACAACACUGUUUUUCAAGCCGUCCUAUACAUACACUGGGCAUUAGGGGUGGUGUGUUCGGGUGUGGUAAGCCUUAAAACAGUUCACGUGCACACCGACAUUGCCCUUCUUCCUCUCCAUGACGUAUUUCAUACGAAGCACUCGUUUGCCCGGUGAAAGCGGUCGGCACGUGGCAGCAUGAAAAGCUAGCAAUAUCUAGGCUUGCACACAUUGAGAAUAAGGUUUGCUUGAUGUGCUGUAGGAGGCGCUAGUCAUCUGCUAAAGAAAUAGCGAUGUUAGAGUGCUACUAAGAAGGGUCCUAUAUGUAGGACACUGGGCAUAUAUGGGUUAAAACAGUUUUUUGAAGAGCCGAAACCCUUUGUAAGCCGCUAGUGAACAUUUUCUUGUUCGUUCCUUGUAAUUCCUGAAUAUAGUGUUUUUUUCAUAGAGUCCCAGUGUGCAAUAUAUUGCACAUGCUUUUGUGAGCGAACCAAGCGUUGUACAUCAAUAAAACAUUUUCACCGUGA
Molecule: messenger RNA, 2909 nt
Organism: Rhipicephalus sanguineus (brown dog tick)
Lineage: Eukaryota; Metazoa; Arthropoda; Arachnida; Ixodida; Ixodidae
Product: gastrula zinc finger protein XlCGF57.1
Exons: 5
Coding region: 260-2275 (671 amino acids)
Source: RefSeq, a predicted model, not a curated record